GAGGAGGAAGAGCGGGUGAGGGACCCCCCCCUCGCUCUCUGUAAGGAAGGGUGCGCGCGCUUGCUCUGGGCGGUUGCGUGACUGAUUAAAAAAGGUGGCGACUGGGACAGGAACGGCGCGCGCGCGCCCUUCGUUAAAUGACUUAUCGCUGUCGUCGGCGCGUGGUCGGAGCCGCGUCUGCCUCUCCCUUCCCUUCCCCUCCCCUCCCGCGCGCUCUCGUUUUGUCCCCUUCGUGUGUGAGUGUGCACCAGUGGGGGGAGGGGAGCGAAUGAGGCGUCUCUGCCCUCGGCCGGUUCAUUUUUGUAUCCAUCCCUUCCAUGGUUGCUGCUCCACCCCUCUGGCUGGAUAGCCUUUGCCUGCUUCAUUUAAUCUCCGAGGCCCUAGGAAAGAAAAAAAAAGGCUCGCGACGGAGGGGGUGGGAAAAAGGUGACGACCUGGCGGCGGUAGCCAGAGGCGGCAGCGGAGAGAGAGGCAGGCAGGCGGGUGGCCGAGGCCCAGAGGAGAAAGGAACGGGGAGCGGCGGCAGCUGGUGAAAUUUUCGGCGUAGUCAUCGGAACCUCCGGGACGGAUUUGAGCUGUUCGGUGUUAAAAGGACGGGAUUUAACGUGGUGUGCUGAUUGGCGGCGGCGGCGGCGUGUUGUGCGGGGAGCGCGGAGGGGAUCCUGCCCGCGCCUCCUCCCGCCUCGGCCGCCUGCAAGGAUAAUUCUCCCCUAUCUGGACCAUGGCCGACGACGACGUGCUGUUCGAGGAUGUGUAUGAACUGUGCGAGGUGAUCGGCAAACUGCUAAUGGUCUCAUAUGUCAUGUGAACUUGCAUUAAGACGUAGUUUAUGGGGUCCAUUCAGUGUUGUGCGGCGAUGUAUCAACAGAGAAACUGGGCAACAGUUUGCUGUCAAGAUUGUCGAUGUAGCAAAAUUCACUUCAAGUCCAGGCUUAAGUACUGAAGAUCUGAAGAGGGAAGCAAGUAUCUGUCACAUGCUGAAACAUCCUCACAUUGUUGAACUUUUGGAGACCUACAGUUCUGAUGGAAUGCUAUAUAUGGUUUUUGAAUUUAUGGAUGGUGCAGAUCUCUGCUUUGAAAUUGUAAAGAGAGCAGAUGCUGGUUUUGUGUACAGUGAAGCCGUAGCCAGUCAUUACAUGAGACAGAUAUUGGAAGCACUGCGCUAUUGUCAUGAUAAUAAUAUAAUUCACAGGGAUGUGAAGCCACACUGUGUACUACUUGCUUCAAAGGAAAAUUCAGCACCAGUAAAACUUGGUGGUUUUGGGGUUGCUAUUCAAUUAGGAGAAUCAGGACUUGUUGCUGGAGGACGUGUAGGAACUCCUCAUUUUAUGGCUCCAGAAGUAGUAAAAAGAGAGCCUUAUGGAAAGCCUGUAGAUGUGUGGGGCUGUGGAGUGAUUCUUUUUAUUCUGCUUAGUGGUUGUUUACCUUUUUAUGGUACAAAGGAAAGAUUGUUUGAAGGCAUUAUCAAAGGAAAAUACAAGAUGAAUCCCAGACAAUGGAGCCAUAUAUCUGAAAGUGCCAAAGAUCUAGUUCGGCGUAUGCUUAUGCUUGACCCAGCUGAAAGAAUAACUGUUUAUGAGGCACUUAAUCAUCCUUGGCUGAAGGAGCGUGAUCGCUAUGCAUAUAAGAUUCAUCUUCCAGAAACUGUGGAACAGCUGAGAAAAUUUAAUGCAAGAAGAAAAUUGAAGGGUGCAGUACUAGCAGCAGUAUCAAGCCACAAAUUCAAUUCCUUCUAUGGUGACCCCCCUGAAGAACUGCCAGAUUUCUCAGAAGACCCUACCUCCUCAGGACUUCUAGCUGCAGAAAGAGCAGUUUCACAGGUGUUAGACAGCCUAGAAGAAAUUCAUGCACUUACAGAUUGCAGUGAAAAAGACUUAGACUUUCUGCAUAGUGUUUUUCAGGAUCAGCAUCUUCAUACAUUACUAGAUCUCUAUGACAAAAUUAAUACAAAAUCUUCACCACAAAUCAGGAAUCCACCAAGUGAUGCUGUACAGAGAGCCAAAGAGGUAUUGGAAGAAAUUUCAUGUUACCCAGAAAAUAGUGAUGCAAAAGAACUUAAACGUAUUUUAACUCAACCUCAUUUCAUGGCCUUACUCCAAACUCAUGAUGUAGUGGCACAUGAAGUUUACAGUGAUGAAGCAUUAAGAGUUACUCCACCUCCCACAUCUCCGUACUUAAAUGGAGAUUCUCCAGAAAGCAUCAAUGGAGACAUGGACAUGGAGAAUGUCACAAGAGUGCGAUUGGUUCAAUUCCAAAAAAAUACAGAUGAACCAAUGGGAAUCACUUUAAAAAUGAAUGAAUUGAACCAUUGCAUUGUAGCAAGAAUUAUGCAUGGAGGAAUGAUUCACAGGCAAGGUACACUUCAUGUAGGUGAUGAAAUUCGGGAAAUAAAUGGAAUUAGUGUGGCAAAUCAAACAGUGGAACAACUUCAAAAAAUGCUUAGAGAAAUGAGAGGCAGCAUCACCUUCAAGAUUGUGCCAAGUUAUCGCACUCAAUCUUCUUCAUGUGAGCAAACACACUGGGAGAAAUACUAUAGAGAUUCCCCCUCUACAUCCAGACAGUCCCCAGCUAAUGGCCAUAGCAGCAUUAACAAUUCUAUUUCGGACUUGCCAUCAACAACACAACCAAAAGGACGACAGAUAUAUGUAAGAGCACAAUUUGAAUAUGAUCCAGCAAAGGAUGAUCUUAUUCCCUGCAAGGAAGCUGGCAUCAGAUUUAGAGUUGGCGAUAUUAUUCAGAUUAUUAGCAAAGAUGAUCACAAUUGGUGGCAGGGUAAACUUGAGAAUUCAAAAAAUGGAACUGCAGGCCUCAUUCCUUCUCCUGAGCUUCAGGAAUGGCGAGUAGCUUGUAUUGCUAUGGAGAAGACUAAACAAGAGCAGCAGGCAAGCUGUACUUGGUUUGGAAAGAAAAAGAAGCAGUACAAAGACAAAUAUUUAGCAAAGCACAAUGCAGUGUUCGAUCAAUUAGAUCUUGUCACCUAUGAAGAAGUGGUAAAAUUGCCUGCAUUCAAAAGGAAAACACUUGUUUUAUUAGGAGCACAUGGUGUUGGGAGAAGACAUAUUAAAAAUACAUUAAUUACAAAACAUCCAGACCGAUUUGCAUACCCUAUUCCACAUACAACCAGGCCACCAAAGAAAGAUGAAGAGAAUGGAAAGAAUUAUUACUUUGUAUCACAUGACCAAAUGAUGCAGGACAUUUCCAACAACGAAUAUUUGGAAUAUGGUAGCCAUGAAGAUGCAAUGUAUGGGACAAAACUGGAAACUAUACGGAAGAUCCAUGAACAGGGAUUAAUUGCAAUACUUGAUGUAGAGCCUCAGGCCUUGAAGGUCCUGAGAACUGCAGAGUUUGCUCCUUUUGUUGUUUUUAUUGCUGCACCUACAAUUACGCCAGGCAUUAAUGAGGAUGAAUCUCUUCAACGCUUGCAAAAGGAAUCAGAAAUCUUACAGAGAACAUAUGCACACUAUUUUGACCUUACAAUUAUCAACAAUGAAAUUGAUGAAACAAUCAGGCAUCUGGAGGAAGCCAUUGAGCUUGUUUGUAAAGCAUCACAAUGGGUUCCUGUUUCCUGGAUAUAUUAAACCCAAUUACCAGAAGAAUGUGAUCAUUAUUGGAAGCCACCUCAUACUUGGAAGAACCUCUUUGUUAUUGACCUUAUGUCAACAGGUCUUGGCCCCUAGAGACUACCUAGAUGUAGUGUGACCUAAAUUUAUAAUUAUUGUCAUGUCCUUAUAGCUAGGCAAAAAAUAUGAUAAUUUAAAGAGACAGUAUCUUUUUUAAUCAGUUCGCCUAAAUUUUAUUAAAAUGUAUCUUUAAAUAUAUGUAUUAUUCAAUCCUUUGGAAUGUUAUAUUUUUGGAACUCAUAGCUUUUAAUUUCAAAGGCCCCUAAAACUGCACAAAAUAGAUGCUGCUUUCUAUAAUCUAUUUUAAUAAUAAUAUGAUCUUUACUUUAAUUGGGGGUGAAACAUUGCAUCUUUUAGAGUCUCAUUUUGUGAAUUGGAUUGAGUUUUCCUUUAUUUAUUUGAAAUUAUUAGCCCAAUCAUAAUCAGAUCAGUACUUAUAUUCUAAUGGCCUUCUUCUGCUUUUUAAAAUCAUUUUUAGGAUAGCAUUUUUGAAGUAUUUUGGUUUAAUAUGCAGAUAAUGUGAUACUGUCUCUUUGAAGAACUCUGUAAAACUGAAUAGAGAUUUGAAGUUGGGUCUUGACUCUUAAUGCAUGUGGACAGUUGCAAGCGUUCAUGCCGUUGGUGUAUCUGUGUUGAAAAAACUGUAAUCUACAACCAAGUACAUUCCGUUCAUGGGGGGAAGAUACCCAAGGGAAUCAAAUAAAAUAUUAUGACUAAGUUGUAAAACCUAUGCACAUCCCUUGCAUUUUGGGCAACUUUAUAAACAAAAAUCCUAAUUUUUAUUAAUAAUCAUGUAGUGAAAUGUGUUUGUAAUUUUGUCUCAAAUUAAUUUGUUGUAAAAAUGGGAGGGGAAAAAUUACUGGUUUUGCCAUUUCAGAUCUGUGUUGUCUGAGAGUAUUACCGUUUUAAUUAUGUUUAAGCAAAUAUGCUGAUUUUUAAUAUGUAUGUAAUUGUUUUGAAAAUGCACACAUUUUAAGAGAAAAUACUGUGCAAUGAAAGAAACCCAGUUUAGGCUUUGCGAUAAAUUAACAGUUCCAAAAAUACUCAGCUGCUGCAGCCCUGUAAAUUCUUUUCAGAUUCUAUAGUCUGACCAUUUUUUAAAGUUUUAUUUUAAAUAUACUUCAUUUUAUGUGUUCAACAAUUAAAUGCCUUGAGUCAUUCAUUUCAUCAUAGGAUUCUACAACUACUUAAAAAAACAGCCAAUUUUUUGUAGAUAUUUAGAAAAAAGUUCUCUCAUCUUUGUGAUAUUUGACAUUCAUGCUUUAAUUGCAAGCUCAUUCUGCAAAUAAGGGUCGCUUUAUACAUUCAUAUAUUCACAUUUUUAGUACUUGCUUGUAUUAUAUACAUGCUGAAAAGUAUAUAUUCCCAAAACACAUUGUAAUAAAAUAAAUAUAUGGUUCAGAUAAAAUGGAUUUUCCAAAUAGCUAUGGCUCCCUGAGCUAUAUGCUCUGGUCGGGAAAAAUGCAAUUUUGGCAAUGUGUGGAACAGUCCUAAAUCUUAGAUAUGGAGCCUUAAUAAGCAAAUUUACCAUGAAUUCAUCUCAGGGUUAUUGCUAUAUUCUGAUUUCUCUAACCAAUGUCUUAGCAAGGAUAACAUCUGUUCCCCAUCAUAACAGAGGGAGAUUGUGCAUUAUCCAUUCCAGUUUGUGAUAUCUUUGUGAAUCAAAUCUCCAUGUAUCACUGGUAUUACUGUAUCUUGGACUGAUUGUUUUACAUUUUUAUUAUUUAAUAUGGAUUCUUUGCUUUUGUUAUUAAAUUCCAGUAUGUUUUUGAAAAGUGUUAUCUUCAACAUUGCAAUACAGAAGUAUUAUUUAUUAA
Molecule: messenger RNA, 5437 nt
Organism: Crotalus tigris (Tiger rattlesnake)
Lineage: Eukaryota; Metazoa; Chordata; Lepidosauria; Squamata; Viperidae
Gene: CASK
Product: calcium/calmodulin dependent serine protein kinase
Exons: 29
Coding region: 798-3578 (926 amino acids)
Biological process (GO): regulation of neurotransmitter secretion; protein phosphorylation
Cellular component (GO): basolateral plasma membrane; cell-cell junction; plasma membrane
Molecular function (GO): protein kinase activity; signaling receptor binding; ATP binding
Source: RefSeq, a predicted model, not a curated record